This is a messenger RNA of Bombyx mandarina (wild silkworm), 336 nucleotides long. RefSeq lists its product as uncharacterized. The record is from RefSeq and is a predicted model, not a curated record. NCBI's taxonomy places the organism in Eukaryota, Metazoa, Arthropoda, Insecta, Lepidoptera, Bombycidae.
AUGAGAAUAGUGGUGAAAAUUUCGAAGAAACCUCUUCGAUUACAAGCAAGAAAUAUUGUUUUCAAUGUUUAUCAAAGAAUGCUUGAUGAACAAGGUACAGAACAAAGACAAUCAUCGAUAUUGAGCCAUGUGCAAGCGUUGACUGGUGUUUCUAAUACUACCAUAAGACGAAUUGUUGCUGAAGGCAGAUCUAACAGAGGUGUAUUUAGUACACCCGGUAAAAAAAGGAAAGGUGGCAAAAAUACUGCGCCUUCCUCGUCUUCCUCUUCCGAUGAAGAUGUUUUAUGGAUGUGCAGUAUUUGGAACCAUUUUCAAAUUCUAAUAGCCUAUAGUUAA